Molecule: messenger RNA, 2590 nt
Organism: Argiope bruennichi
Lineage: Eukaryota; Metazoa; Arthropoda; Arachnida; Araneae; Araneidae
Product: gastrula zinc finger protein xFG20-1-like
Exons: 3
Coding region: 93-2519 (808 amino acids)
Biological process (GO): central nervous system development; regulation of transcription by RNA polymerase II
Cellular component (GO): nucleus
Molecular function (GO): RNA polymerase II cis-regulatory region sequence-specific DNA binding; DNA-binding transcription factor activity, RNA polymerase II-specific
Source: RefSeq, a predicted model, not a curated record
AACUGUUCUAGAAAAAAACAGAGGUCUCCACAUCAUUAAUAAAUUAUAAUACAUUUUUGAUUAGAAGAAAUUCUUUUUGAAAUUGAAAAUUAAUGGAUCAAUACCGUUGUGAAUUUUGCGACAAUAUAGUGACAUGCGGUGAGACACACCCUUGCAACUUUCAUACAUUCGACUAUACGUAUUCACACUCACAGUCUUUUUCAGAGAAUACCUUUUACAGUGCACAACUAUGGACACCUUGCGAUCUUCCAUCUUUGGAUGCCAUUUCAGAUAUUCGGGAAAUUUACGCUCAAACGAAAGAAAACGCAUCUUUUAUGGCUUCUUCACAAAAUGCUGAAUAUUGUUUCAGACCAGAAAAUGAGUUUCCUGAAGCGUAUAACCUUUCACCAGCUGUCAGAGAAUCAACUGAUGUGGACGAGGCAAGGCAAAGAAUAUCAGGUGUAUCCGAUCUGAUAUAUGCGACAGGUAGUGAAAAAGAUGAGAUGUCACGUCAAGAGAACAAAUGGCUGUCUCUGAAUAACGAUAACAAAUAUUUUGCGGAUUCUCUAGAAUGUGCUAUCAGAAGAGGGCAUUCAGAUAGUAGCAGUAUCUCAGAACCGAGAAAACUAAUUGUGAAUCCUGAUUUCCUACUAGGAAGUAAUGAACCAGAAAAGGGCAAGAUGCACAUCUCGGAGUAUGUAACUGAUGAACUUACUUCACUUGAAAUACACUCAAAUGUUUACAGUAAGAGCGAGAAUAUAACUGUCACCUUGAAGGAGCAUAUUUCUUCUAAAACAUAUAACAAUGCUGUGGCUGGACCUUCAGGGAUGUACCCUCGAAAGAAGAAAUUUCCUUGCACAUUAUGUCCGAAGGAAUUCAAUCAAAAAUGUAAUCUCGACAGUCAUUAUAGAACCCAUACUGGCGAAAAGCCUUUUGUAUGCGAUUUAUGCAGAAAAGCCUUUUCUCAGAAAAGAAAUCGUGACACCCAUUAUCGAACUCACACCGGUGAUAGGCCUUUUGUGUGUGAUUUCUGUAAAAGAGCUUUUGCUUGUAAAAGUAAUCUGACAAAACAUGUCAGGACUCACACAGGAGAAACGCCUUAUAAAUGUCCAAUUUGUGGGAAGACAUUCUCGGAUAGUAGUAGUUUCAAUAGGCAUGUCAAGAGAAAGCAUAAAUUGACAUUCGGUGGGAAUCACAUUUGCAACUUUCAUACAUUCGACUAUACGUAUUCACACUCACAGACGUUUUCAGAGAAUAGCUCCAACAGCGCACAACUAUGGACACCUUGUGAACUUUCAUAUUUGGAUGCCAUUUCAGAUAUUCGGGAAAUUAACGUUCAAACCAAAGAAAGUGCACCUUUUACGGCUUCUUCAGAAAAUGCCGAAUCUUGUUACAGACCUGAAAAUGAUUUUGGCGAAGCUUAUAACAUUUUAGCAACUGCCAUGGAAUCAACAGCUUUUGACGAGGAAAAGCAAAGAGAAUCAGGUGUAUCCGAUUUGAUUCAUUCAUCCGGUCGCGAAGAAGAUGAGAUGUCACGUCAAGAGAGCAAAUGGCUGUCUCUGAAUAACGAUAACCUAUAUUUUAAGGAUUAUCCAGAAUGUGCUAUCAGAACAGGGCAUUCAGAUAAUUGCAAUAUCUCUGGACUGAUAAAUCUAGUUUUGAAUCCUGAUUUCCUAUCAGGAAGUAAUGAGCCAGAAAAGGGCACGAGACAUGUUUCGGAGUUUGCAAUUGAUGAUCAUACUUCACUUGAAAUACACUCUAAAUUUUACUGUAAGAUCGAGAAUACGGCGACCAUCGUAAAGGAACAUAUUUCUUCUAAAACAGAUAACAAUGCUGUGGCUGGACCCUCAGGAAUGUGCCCUCGGAAGAAGACAUUUCAUUGUAAAUUACGUCCGAAGGAAUUCAAUAAAAAACAAUAUCUGGACAAUCAUUAUCAAACCCAUACUGGCGAAAAGCCUUUUGUAUGUGAAUUAUGCGGAAAAGAAUUUUCUCGGAAAGGAAGUCGUGACAGACAUUAUCGUACUCACAAUGGCGAAAAGCCUUUUGUAUGUGAUUUAUGCGGAAAAGAAUUUUCUGAGAAAGGAAGUCGCGACCGACAUUAUCGAACACACACCGGUGAUAGACCUUUCGUGUGCGACUUCUGCAAUAAAGGUUUUGUUCAAAAGUAUGAUCUUAAAACACAUAUUCGGACCCAUACUGGUGAAAAACCUUAUAAAUGUCCAACUUGUGGAAAGGCGUUCUCCCGUGAAUCAAAUCUCACCCGACAUUAUAGAACCCACACAGGCGAAAGACCUUUCGUGUGCGACUUCUGUGAAAAAGGUUUUGCUGAUAAAGAUAAUCUCAAGAAACAUGUUAGGACUCACACUGGAGAAAAGCCUUUUGUAUGUGAAGUUUGUAAUAAAGCCUUCGCUGAAAAGGGUACUCUUAAAGCACAUGCUCGUACCCAUACUGGAGAAAAGCCUUACAAGUGUCCAAUUUGUGGAAAAGCUUUCACGAAAAGCAGCAGUUGUAAUAGGCAUCAGAGGAGCGCGCAUAAGUGAAAUCAACUUGUAAUCUACCAUAAUUCUUUUAAUCUUGUAUGAAACUAUUUUACAUUCUUAAUCGAAUUGAA